Messenger RNA from Eimeria necatrix, 1044 nucleotides. Its product is annotated as translation initiation factor eIF-2B epsilon subunit, putative. The coding region runs from base 1 to 1044 and encodes 347 amino acids. The transcript is spliced from 4 exons. The record is from RefSeq and is a predicted model, not a curated record. Lineage: Eukaryota; Apicomplexa; Conoidasida; Eucoccidiorida; Eimeriidae. Gene Ontology annotation, molecular function: translation initiation factor binding; guanyl-nucleotide exchange factor activity; translation initiation factor activity. Gene Ontology annotation, cellular component: eukaryotic translation initiation factor 2B complex.
AUGAGCAAGCCCGCGGUUUCUGCGGGCAGCAAGAGCUGCCGGAACGGAAAGCCUGCUGCAGCAGCGAAGCCGGCGCCCCGCGCUGCAGCAGCAGCAGCAGCAGCAGCAGCAGCAGCAGCAGCAGCAGCAGACUUGGAUUUUGAAACUCUUUCUGGAAUUAUUGUUGCUUUUCCAACUCCAGAAGAAGCAGCAGCAUUUCACCCUCUUGCUGCUGCGCUGCCGCCCGCGCUGCUGCCGGUCAACGGGCUGCCGCUGCUCGAGUACGGCGUCGAGUUUAUGCAGCGAAAUGGUGUUAGUGAUUUGUACAUUCUGGUAAGAGACGAUGAGGGGGGCCGCGAAGUGAGCGCUGUGGUGGGUCGGCUGCAGCAGCGGCAGCAGCAGCAGCAGCAGCUGUGCAGCAGCAGCAGCAGCAGCUGCAGCAGCAGCAGCAGCAGCAAACAGAGCCCCAUGAAGCUGCACUGCAUUUUGCUGCCAGCAACUGUAGAGACACUCGGAGACGCCUUCAGAGACUUCGACUCCCGCGUGGAUCUCAGAUCAACAUUUUUGCUGCUGUCGGGGGCGACUUUGGCCGUGGGGGAUUUGAGCGAAGCUUUAGCAGCGCACAACAGCAGAAAGCCAGCAGCAGCAGCAGCAGCAGCAGCAGCAGCAGCAGCAGCAGCAGCAGCAGCAAGACGGGGCGAACUGGCUCUGACUUGGGUCUUGAAAGUGUCUCCUCCCUGCAGCAGACAAAGGGGACUCCAAGAUGAUGCUGCUGCUGUCUUGGACUCUGAGAAGCAGCAGCUGCUGGCUCUUGCUGCUCUUUCCAACAAAAGGGCCUUCACCGUCAACGAAGACCUCCUCAUGCGCUGCAGCAGCAGCCAGGGCCUGCGGCUGCGCUACGACUUGAGUUUCCCGGAGUUGUACAUUUGCGAGCCGGCGGUUUUGCGGCUUUUUGCAAAAAGUUUUGAUUUCCAAAAUUUGCAAAAAGAUUUAAUUCCCCAUUUGCUGCGGCAGGAGCUGCAGCUGGACGCGGUCUACUGCCACGUCAUCGAGGCGAGGGUUUAG